Molecule: messenger RNA, 615 nt
Organism: Photinus pyralis (common eastern firefly)
Lineage: Eukaryota; Metazoa; Arthropoda; Insecta; Coleoptera; Lampyridae
Exons: 2
Coding region: 140-553 (137 amino acids)
Cellular component (GO): extracellular region
Molecular function (GO): chitin binding
Source: RefSeq, a predicted model, not a curated record
ACAAGGUUUCCACCCAGACAAUCGACGACAGCAAAGUACCACAACGACCUGGACAAUACGACAAAAUUAACCGAUCUCGCUUUCGCACUAAACGAACUGCAACACGCCUCGGUACCAUUUAGAAACCCAAACAAAACUCAUGCUCGGACGUAACCUAUUACAAUUUUCAGUUGUAAAAACGCAGUUCAGCGCGACACCCACACCCAUUUUACCGUCGACUUACACAUCAACAGCACUCAUAAUCAAACAAGAGCCGCGACCGUUUCAGAAAAAGUCACAAAACUACAAACACCUAGUGCCGGUUAGCACAAACGACGACUAUUACGACGUUCUGCCAGUCUACAGCAAGGCUUUGAUCGACAGUCACGGUUACGUGCGGUGCUUCGAUCGGGGUAGCUUUCCGCAUCCCGCCUCCUGCAGACGCUUCAUUUACUGCGCGAAGAUCGAUAGCGGCCAUAUCGUCGGCUGGGAGUACACGUGCCCGAAAAAUUUAAGCUUCGACCCGGUGGGCGGCAUUUGCAACUGGGCGACCGAGCUCGGUUGCGCCAGCUAAGUGAACACCGCCAACGUGCGUGCUCGUCAAAGCCAGUAAUUAGUUUUAGGUUUGUGUAUUUC